Alexandromys fortis (reed vole) is the source of this 2585-nucleotide messenger RNA. It is a transcript of the gene Kcnrg, whose product is annotated as potassium channel regulator. Gene Ontology annotation, biological process: protein homooligomerization; negative regulation of delayed rectifier potassium channel activity. The transcript is spliced from 2 exons. Bases 10 to 822 code for a protein of 270 amino acids. Gene Ontology annotation, molecular function: protein binding. Gene Ontology annotation, cellular component: endoplasmic reticulum. The record is from RefSeq and is a predicted model, not a curated record. Lineage: Eukaryota; Metazoa; Chordata; Mammalia; Rodentia; Cricetidae.
CCAGGAAGAAUGAGUAGUGAGGACCUGGUCACUCUGAACGUGGGAGGGAAGAUCUUCACAACAAGGCUCUCUACCCUAAAGCAGUUCCCUACCUCUCGGUUGGCAGGCAUGGUGGAUGGCAGAGACCCAGAGUUCAAGACAGUUAAUGGCCAGAUUUUUGUGGAUAGAGAUGGUGCUUUGUUUAGUUUCAUUUUAGAUUUUCUGAGGAAUCAUGAGCUUCUAUUACCGUCUGACUUUUCAGACUACCUUAGGCUUCAGAGAGAGGCACUUUUCUAUGAACUUGAUUCUCUUGUUGAGCUCUUAAGCCAGCACCUGCUACAAUCAAGACCUGCUCUCAUGGAGGUGCAUUUCCUAAACAGAAAUACUCAAGCCUUCUUCAGAGUGUUUGGCUCUUGCAACAAAACCAUCGAGCUGCUAGCUAGAAGGAUUACAGUGUUUGUAGAGCAACCUACAGCACUGGCCCGGAGCGGUAACCCCUUCCCUCCUCAGGUGACUUUACUUCCACUGCCUCCACAAAGACCUUCUCACCAUGACCUGGUUUUCCACUGUGGCUCUGAUGGCACUAUUGAGAACCAUGCUGGAGUCAGGUACAUUUCCAUAAAGCCUGAUAACCGAAAAUUGGCGAAUGGAACAAAUGUCUUCGGCUUGCUGAUUGAUACUUUAUUAAAGGAAGGCUUUCAUCUGGUCAGCACUAGAACACCAGCCUCUGGAGACAAAAGUGAAUGCUAUGUCUUUGAAAGGAUAAAACGCCCUCAAGUCCUUGGGGAGAAUAAAACACCAAAACCAAAAAAUACCACCAUACCACCGCCAUCCCAGAAGUAACACUGUAAAAAGACAGUAAAGGGAACAUGCUCUUCUUGUUUGGAAAUUCCAUACCUGGAGCAUGUGUGCUGUCAGAUUUGGACUUGGUCUGACUUUGGAUGUUCUCUUCUGCCUUUUUGCCCUGGGCAACACAGCCCUUCAAGCUUAAAGCUACCCUGCAGACUCUCUCAAAACAACACUACACAGGGGUUUUAGCACUUGCUCCUUCAAGGCCUUUCACCAUGAAAGCUUUUAAAAAUGGGCUCUGGACUGUGAGUCUAGUCUAGUCAUUUAUUAGCUAUGUGGCUUAAGUGAGGCGUUUCUGUGUUUCAACUUUAUCUAUUAACUAGGGACGAAAGAGUAUCCCCUCAUAGUUAUGAGAGUGUUGGUUAAAGGGAACAAAGUUCUCAUUAUGUUGCCUGGCAUGUGGUAGGCACUCAGUAACUGUUAAUGAUAAUGAUCAUGGAUCACUUGCUUUCAAUCCAAUCUCUUCUCUGAGGCCUUGUUUUCUCCCUUCCCCUUGUUUACCUGCAGUGUCAGUGACUGAAACUCUAUGACUAACCUGUACUCCCCAGCAGCUGAUCAUUCUGCUUAGACUUGUAUAUCAUCAUAAAACCAUGUCUCCCUUACUUAAAUAUAAGAUGUUUGAGAAGUUUCUAAUGGUACUAUAUAUACAGUAUUGUGCUAAACUUAUAAAUCAUACAGUAUCUAACUUUGGUAAAGUUUUAGAAUAACAUUUAAAACAUACCUAAUAACUUAGUUUCUCUCAUUUUAUAUUUGUUAUUUUUAAGCAAUAGGAUAACACCUAAAAAAGAAAUAACUUCAUCAAAACUUCCAGUGUUUGCUUAUAGUUGAGUGAAAAGCUGUUGUAUGGAAAUACUUCAAAGUUUGCAAUUCAUUCAAGAACAUUUUUUUAAAAAAAGAUAUUUGUAUUAGUUAGGCCUUCUGUUGCUGAGAUGAAAUACCAGGACUGUUGGGGAGGAAAGGACUUAUUCAGUGUGUACUUUUGUGGGGGUUCCCUGUGAACACCAGGGCUGGCAAAGAAAGAAAUCCAGUUCAACACAACUUAGCCUGUGUUGGUUCAAAUGAACCCGAUACUGGGCAGUUUAUUUUAGUCAUAUUUAAGUACAGUACAACAUUGGGAAAAUGUUUUCUGGUGACAGUUAUCACAAUAAAGCUUAAGGGUGGCUACAUUAAAACUCUUUUGCAAAGUACAUGUAACUUCUUUAGUAAGAGUGGGUUCUAUAGUUUAAGGUCCCAGGGGAGGAUAUCUGGUGUGGUCUAGGUCAUCAUAGAGGUCACCAGGCUACAAAGUACAUAUGACAUCUCUUCUAGGGACAGGUUCUGUUGACUGAGAAAUAAAGGACUAUGGCAGAAGAGUCUGGGAUAAGCAUCAAAGUCUGGGAGGUGGGAAAUUCAGGUGUGGCCAGGCCACGAGAUUUUUGUUGUUUUAAAGAGAACAAAGUUGAGUGGGUAGGGUGUAUAGGGAGGUACGAAGCAUCUGCAAGGAACUUGGGGAGGGGAAAACAAAAAUACAGUACUAAAAUUUUUUUUCAAUAAAAUGUUCAGGGGGUAAAAGUAUUCAGUAUAAAACUAUCACUGACAUGACACAAAAUUAUUUAUAAAGAAGGAAAUACACACAGAAAGUAAUAGGCAUAGUGGCACAUGACUACAGCCCCAGCUCUGGGAAACUGAGACAGAAAGGAGGACCCAAAAUUUAAGAGAUCCUUGAACUGUGUUUGCUGAGCUACAGAGUGCUAAAAAAAAAAAAAAAAAAAAAAGAA